Molecule: messenger RNA, 976 nt
Organism: Drosophila nasuta
Lineage: Eukaryota; Metazoa; Arthropoda; Insecta; Diptera; Drosophilidae
Exons: 2
Coding region: 146-886 (246 amino acids)
Source: RefSeq, a predicted model, not a curated record
UUGCUGUCAACGUUUGUCAGAGUCAGAAUAGUUGUUUGCGUUAAUUCGAUCAAACUCUUCAAAAAUAUUCUGGUUUACUCGAGUUAUUCUGUUUAGUCUUGUUGAAAUACACGAAAAACCAAAGCUGAGCUUUAACUAAACAAAUAUGUUGCGCGCAUUAGUCUCGGUUAGCCAACGUGCCAAGGCUCCUCAAGCGAUGCUGCUGAUGAAGGGCAUGGAUCCUGGAUUGCUGGCACAGAUUAAGCAGCGUCAGUCCAACGUUCUGGCUCGUCAGUUAGUCCGCAGCUUUGCCAGCGGCAAUGACAGCAUCAAGGGAGCAGCCACUGGCGUCCCUCAGGGAGGCAUAAUUGGCAGCAUUGGCGGAAAUGCAACGACUAUGGGACAUGCUGCCGGCGAUGCAACUGCCUGUCAGGUGCAGACUGCAUCCUUUGGCAAUGCGGGCUCGGGCGCCGGCGAUGGCUGCAAAUCAAAUGAGGGUAACACCAAGGCAGGCACAAUUACAUCCCAAUUGCAUACAACUUCUACGCUUCCAGAGUGCGGCAACAUUGGCACUGUUGAGUCGACAGCAGCUGCUGCGCCGAAGAAAACCAAAAAGGCCAAGGCGACAGCAUCGUAUUCCAAAGAACCUACCACUGAUCGCGCAGCAUCUGUCGGCAACAUGGCCGAUGAUGCAGUGAAGCAAUUGCAGGAAGUAGCUGCCAAUUUGCCCAGCAAAGCGCAGGUGGAGAAGUUUGUCUUUCGCGUCUUGGCUUUUGUUUAUGAUAUCACCUAUCUAACGGGCACCUGGACCAUACGCUUUGUGGAUGAGAAGAUCUUGCGGAAUGCCACAGUCCAGUACUAUUGGAAGCGAUUCCACGAGAAAAUGGAGCAGGCAAAGAAGGACUAAACAUUGUCAAUGGUUUUCGCAAACAACAAAUAUUCAUGAAUUAUAAGCAACACGAAUCACAUACAUAAAUCUCAAAUUUCAAGAUCCAUA